CUCAAGUGUAAAUAUUGCGCCCCUUUAAAAGUAAGGACCCAUUGACAUCUUCAUCAGUGUUUCCAUAAAAAUCUAUCAGAGGAGUUUGAAUAUUUCAUCAUGGCUAUUUUAGCACUUUGUUGUAUUUGUUCGAUCCUGGUGACCAUGGUCCGGUGUGCCUGUGACAUGCAGUCAAACCUGAUCCACUAUCAUUCCUGUAUUGACCAGUGGGCAUUGGUUCGGGAAAACAAGAAACAACCAUCCGCCUUCCUUAGGAACCCGCAACUAGUCGACGAUAUUUGUUUGUCAGACGAUGGACGGGGCGUUGAGCGGCUUGAUCAGUGUGUGAAGCGACGGGUGAGCGGCAUGUGCGACAAUAUCCGGACGUCCUGGGACGGCUUCCACCUCAUGCUCCAACUCCUCUGUAAACACAGGAAAGAGUUCGUGGACUACUCGUCGUGUCGGCAGUCGUUAUACCCGGAAGCGUACGACGAUUGCAUGCUCCGGUUCAACCACAGUAUGCACCAGAGAAACCCACAUAGAUGCCUUGUGUUCCGGGAGUUGUCUGGGUGUAUUGACCGGAAUUUGAGGGCCUAUUGCCCCGGGAAGGCUAGGCUAUUUUUCAAACUACUUCUCCGGGCUGAAAUCGAACCGGUUAUGGAAUAUAUCAACUGCUUUAACAAACACAAGGCCAUAAUGGUGCCACUAGACUACUACUACACAUAUAACGGCGAUCCCGGAGUGACCGAUGGCCAGCUUGACGACGUGGUCGAGGCAACAGGAGUUCACUACAAUGAGCCAUACGUUGUAAUGGCAGUUCGAGCUCCAACAAAUCAUUCAAACUAUCCAUCGCCGACCUUAUUGUUACUUACCUGCAUUAUAGUCGUAACAAAAUGUUGCAGAUGGCCCGUGUAGCUCGAACCCUUAAAUUGGACCAGACUGUAGUAUUUUAGUCCUAGUCAUUAGAAAUCAAAACAAAGUUCGACAUUUGUCCGACGUGGGCUUGGCGUCUUGGAAGGCAUCGACCAUAAUCAUAGCUCAAUCUGACCAGAUCUGCAAUGAAAUAUGGAGAGAGACGUCGGAACGUGGCAAGAUGACGCGGGCUAGAUGGCCUGUUUCUAAAUAUUUUAGAGAAGUUUAGGAGCACAAGGUCUUUUUGUUUAAACUUCAAAAAUGGCAUUCUGUAUAUUUCCAUGUAUAUUUACUUAUACAAAAUGUAUUUUUGUUAUAUUUCACUGUACAUUUAUUGCUCAAUGUUUUAUUUUUACCAAAACAAUUAAAAGAAUAAAUUUAA
Messenger RNA from Mya arenaria, 1273 nucleotides. RefSeq lists its product as uncharacterized. The record is from RefSeq and is a predicted model, not a curated record. The transcript has 6 exons. Bases 100 to 894 code for a protein of 264 amino acids. Lineage: Eukaryota; Metazoa; Mollusca; Bivalvia; Myida; Myidae.